AUGCUAUUAGAAGCUGUCAAGCAAACAGAAAAUAUUAAGAUAGUUGAUUUGAAAUUUUUAGAGCCUGGACAUACGCACAUGGAGUGUGACUCCAUGCACGCAUCUAUUGAACGUGUAACAGAACAUACGAAAAUCUUUUGGCCCAAUGAUUGGUUAAAUGUUCUCCGACUUGCAAACAAAAAGAAGCCCUACAGAGUAAACAUAAUGACACAUAGUGACUUCUUGGAUUACAAAGGAUUAAAGGACAAAAUAAUGAUAAUCACAAAGAAAUCUGAAGAAGGCGAAAAUGUUAAUUGGAAAGAGAUUAAAUGGCUACGAUUUCAGAAAGAUACACCUACCAGUUUUCAGUACAGAAAUGAGUACUGGAAAGAUUUUAAGAUUGUGAAUGUGACAAGACUAGGAAGAAAAUCGAUAACUUCAACUACCAACCAAAAUUUGAAGCCGCUGUAUAAUACCGUUUUACCAAUAAGUAAGAAAAAAUUCCAAAAUUUACAAGAAAUGUGUCACUCAAAAGACGCUGUCAUUCCGAAGGAAUUUCACGCAUUUUAUAAAGCCCUAUAUUUUGAAAAACCGUUAGGAUCAAACAACAAUUCUGAUGACGAUUCUGAUGAUGAAAUUUGUUACGUCGGAAAUCACGAAGAAAUUUUUAGUUUCGCUUCUUAG
Molecule: messenger RNA, 663 nt
Organism: Ceutorhynchus assimilis (cabbage seed weevil)
Lineage: Eukaryota; Metazoa; Arthropoda; Insecta; Coleoptera; Curculionidae
Source: the annotation of a GenBank genome assembly